UCCCACCCCACCGCACCCGACCCUACCCACGCCCGCGUCAAGCGCGGAGGGAAGCGGAGGACGCGCGCGUGUCGGGCUCGGCCGACCGUUGCCCCUCAGCUCAGCAGCCAAGCUCAGCUCCCCCCACCGCCUCUCACCUGCCCCGUCCCCAAUACCCAAUCGCCGAGCCGAGAAGCGGGGGAGGAGCCUUAGCUCGCCACCAGCCGCCAGCCCCGGGGCGUGAGGAGGGGCAGGGCGGCGGACUUGGAACUCCGGCCCGGCCGGUCCUGGCGCUGGUGCUGGUGCGGGCGGACGAGCGGGGGAGCCAUGUCCCCGCUGCCGGGGCUGCGGCCCGAGUUGCGCGACAGCUGCGCCUCGCUGGGGCUGAUGCUGUCGGUCGUGCUGUUCAUGGGGUUGGCACGCUCGAUCGUUCGGAAGGAGCUCCACAGGCCCGCGGCCCACGCCUUUAUCUUGGAGUUUCUAGCCACCUUUCAGAUCUGCUGCUGCACCCACGAGCUACUGCUGCUGAGCGAGCAGGACUCCGCGCACCCCACCUGGACGCUGACUCUCAUCUACUUCUUCUCACUGGUGCACGGCCUCACUCUGGUGGGCACCUCCAGCAACCCGUGCAGCCUGAUGAUGCAGGUGAUGCUGGGGGGGAUGUCCCCUGAGAUGGGGGCGACGAGGUUCUUAGCUCAGCUCUUGAGCGCCCUGUGCAGCAGGUACUGCAUGCGCGCCCUGUGGAGCCUGGGUCUGACUCAGUAUCACUUUAACGAGAGGAGCUUCACUUGCCACAAUCCCAUCCAUGCUGACUUGGCCAAGGCGGUUAUCACAGAGGCCAUGUGCUCCUUUAUCUUCCACUGCGCUCUGCUGUACUUCCAGGAGGUCCGAGCCAAGCUUCGUAUCCACUUGCUGGCUGCACUCAUCACCUUUUUGGCCUACGCAGGAGGAAGUCUAACAGGAGCUCUAUUUAAUCCAGCUUUGGCACUUUCACUUCAUUUCAUAUGUUUUGAUGAAGCUUUUCCUCGAUUUUUUAUAGUAUAUUGGCUGGGUCCUUCUUUAGGUGUACUGUUGAUGAUUUUGAUGUUCAGCUUUUUCCUACCAUGGCUGCAUAACAGCCAAACAAUUAAUAAAAAGGAGUAACUAUUCCAAAAGACUCAGACUAAGUUAUAGGACAGUCAAGCUGGAUGUGACAAAGAUUUUAUUAUCUCGUACUGGCUGCACUGGAUUCAUCAGUGUUUUAACUUCCACUGAGAAAGUUGUCUUAAAAGGUUUCUGGGACUUAAACAAAUUACUCUAAAAAUGAGGUAUUCUGUAUUUCUCAAUCAACACUUGUUCUUUUGAGUGAUGUAUUAAAUGCUGCUAAAAAAGACCGAUUCAUUAAAUUUCACAUAGAACCUCAA
Heterocephalus glaber (naked mole-rat) is the source of this 1382-nucleotide messenger RNA. RefSeq names its product aquaporin 11 (gene Aqp11). NCBI's taxonomy places the organism in Eukaryota, Metazoa, Chordata, Mammalia, Rodentia, Bathyergidae. Gene Ontology annotation, cellular component: membrane; cytoplasm. Gene Ontology annotation, biological process: transmembrane transport. Gene Ontology annotation, molecular function: channel activity. The record is from RefSeq and is a predicted model, not a curated record.